CAAUUACAUUUGCGAUGGAUUGCAAGCCUUCGCCAAUUCUAUUUCUUUCGGCUUCAGUAUGAUGAGGGUUGAAUUGCACUUUAACGCAAACAAACUAAAUAAUAUGCGCCAUAAAUAAUGCCCGUCGCUUUACUGUGAGCAUGUCCUAGUGGUCGACCAGUGUGAAAUGUGUACAAUAGCCCAAACAAGGGUCAGUUUGGACGAAAAUGACCAAAUUCCAACAAAUGGAAAACGAUGGCGAGCAGAUAAAAAGGUUUGUUUUCGGUAGCAAAUCUAGGCACGGAGCCUCGUAUGUGGGCGAAAAGCUGGAAAUACUCAUACCGGAGCUUCCACUGCCAGGAUAUUCGUUCUACACCUGGCCCUCUGCCCCGGUGCUGGCGUGGUUUCUCUGGGAACGGCGGCACUCGCUCAUCAACAAGCGGAUACUGGAGAUAGGAGCCGGCACAGCACUGCCGGGUCUGCUGGCUGCCAAGUGUGGGGCUCACGUAACACUCAGCGAUUGCAGUACGCUACCGAAAACCUUGGAACACAUCCAACGCUGCUGCAGGCUGAACAAUUUAGUGCCCGGUCCGGGCAAGGACAUCGAGGUUAUCGGGCUGACGUGGGGACUGUUUCUGGAUCAGGUGUUGCAGCUCGGCCCGCUGGAUCUGAUCCUCGGCUCGGACGUGUUCUACGACCCGUCGGUGUUUGAAGAAAUCCUAGUGACGAUAUCAUUCAUACUCGAGGCGAAUCCGGGAGCAAAAUUCAUCUGCACCUAUCAGGAACGGAGCGCCGACUGGUGUAUCGAGAAUCUGCUCAAAAAGUGGGACCUGGUGUGUUCCGUGAUUAGCUUGGACAAUCUGAGCGAGGAUCUCGGUGUCGACCCGCAAGAGUUGAUGGGCAACCAUACCGUGCACUUGCUGGAAAUAGUACGAAAGCCUAUCGGAUAA
Messenger RNA from Anopheles coluzzii, 929 nucleotides. Its product is annotated as histone-arginine methyltransferase METTL23. Gene Ontology annotation, cellular component: cytoplasm; nucleus. Bases 207 to 929 code for a protein of 240 amino acids. The record is from RefSeq and is a predicted model, not a curated record. The transcript has 2 exons. Lineage: Eukaryota; Metazoa; Arthropoda; Insecta; Diptera; Culicidae.